Messenger RNA from Gadus chalcogrammus (walleye pollock), 651 nucleotides. RefSeq names its product extracellular calcium-sensing receptor-like. The record is from RefSeq and is a predicted model, not a curated record. Gene Ontology annotation, cellular component: membrane. Gene Ontology annotation, biological process: G protein-coupled receptor signaling pathway. Gene Ontology annotation, molecular function: G protein-coupled receptor activity. Lineage: Eukaryota; Metazoa; Chordata; Actinopteri; Gadiformes; Gadidae. The transcript is spliced from 3 exons. Bases 1 to 639 code for a protein of 212 amino acids.
AUGCCUUUUCUUGCAGGCACUCUGGGCAUUGCCAUCCGCCGGGGAGAGAUACCAGGCCUCAGGGACUUCCUCCUUAGAAUACGCGCCGACAAUGACACACUCAGCAACCAGGACAACAAUUUAGUAAAGCAGUUUUGGGAGCACAUAUUUCAGUGCAAGUUUGUAUCUCCUGGAACGGAGUUUGAAGGGCAGACUCAGGAAAAACUGUGUACAGGGAAUGAGAUUCUAAAGAAUGUAGACACUGAAUUCCUUGAUCUGUCCAACCUCAGGCCAGAGUACAAUGUGUACAAGGCAGUAUAUGCCCUGGCACAUGCCCUACAUGACAUUCUACAGUGUGUUCCAGGGAGUGGGCCUUUCAAAGGUCAAAGCUGUGCCCGUUUACAGGGACUAGAGCCAUGGCAGCUUUUAUAUUACAUGCAAAAGGUCAAUUUCACAACAGAUUUUGGUGAUCAAGUGUCAUUUGAUGAAAGUGGGGAUGUUUUACCAAUCUACGAUGUGAUGAACUGGAUGUGGCUCUCAGAUGGAAGCACAGAGGUUAAAAAUGUGGGUGAGGUCAAAGAAUUGGCUUCAGAAAUAGAUGAUCUUAUCCUUAAGGAAGACCAAAUCUUUUGGAAUUUUGAAUCUAAAAAGGUCUGCUGACAAUCUAUCUAU